AUGGCCGACGAUUACGGGUUCACGCCGGAGGAAAUGGCCGUCAACGAGAACCUUGGUUAUCCAAAAGCCUACGCGAAGCUCUGCCACGAUCGCUGUCUUAGUCCAUACAGCCAUGGCCCUCCGUUCAUCUUCACGCCAUACGCUCUGGAGGAAGACGAGGCUGCGAGGGCGAGGGAUUUAGAUAUGAUGUUCCCAAUAAUCGAUCCGAAAGCGAAGCCAACCGCGAAGCCAAAGAUUUUUGUCAGUCUCCUGUGGAAGCAGCUAAACCAUUUGGGGAAUGCCGGGUUUGAUCCUGCUGUAAUUCGAGUAGAUCCUUAUGGCAAUGUCCUGUAUUAUCAUGCUGAUUCAGCCUCUCCUCUUGCUUGGGAAAUCGAUCACUGGUUUCCUUGUUCAAGAGGAGGAUUGACUGUUCUGAGCAAUCUGAGGAUAUUGCAACGGCAAGCCUGCAAGAAGAGGAAGAAUAAGCUGGAAUUCCUAGUUCCAUGGUGGGAUUUCCAAUUGGGUCUCUCUACUCUAGACAUAUUUUACUAUAAAACUAUAAUAACCAACAAGACAAAUCAGCUUUCUAGUCCAGUUAUAAAUAAAAUCAGGACAUUAAAUGGAGUAGGUGACAAAAUUUCUAUUUUUGCAAAUUACCACAGGCACAGGGCCUUCUCAUAUCUAUUCUCUGAUGGAGAAAAUGAAGAACUGAAUGCCUCUCAAAUAGUGGAUUCUCAUUCUUUUCCUCAGCAUUUCAUUGGAUUGAAAGAAGAAAUUGGGCUUGCUCCCGCUGCUAUCGUGGAAUGCCGAAGGGAAUCUUUUGAUAAAUUAGCUUUGAAGCAACUGGAUUAUAACCGGAAGCCGAGGCCCAUGUCUCCUGCAAUAGUUGCUGCAAGAAAAGGCAAGGGUAAACUCCUAAAAGAAAAUGAAGAUCCAGAUUUUGCAAAGAACCCAUAUCAGGCCAUUGUGAUGGCUAGAGAUUCCUUAAAGCAAAGAGAAGAAGCUACAAGAAUGCAGGCUGAAAUUCAGAAGCUUGAUGACGAAGUGAAUGAGAUGAGACUCACAAAUGAGGAGGAGAAGCUCAUAAUUCAAGACCUGGAAUUGGCACUCAUAAAAGCCAGGAGAAAGGCAGAAAAAUGCAGGCGGUUAUCUGAGGCUCAAUCUUCUUAUAGAACCACGCUAGAGAAGAUGAUCAGGGACACCAUGCACCAGAGUGUCAUCUAUAAGGAACAGGUUAGAUUGAACCAGGCUGCUACUAAUGCACUCAUGGCUAGACUGGAAGCUCAGAAGGCAAUUUGUGAUAAUGCAGAGAAAGAACUCCACCGCAGGUAUAAACAGAGAGAUGAAAUAGAGAAGCAGAUAAGGCCUGAAUGGGAUCAAGGAAGGAAGAGAAUAAGAAUAGAUGGUGAUUCCACCUUUGAUGAAGAGAGAGACAGUAAACCUCUCCUUUGCUUGCCCGCAAUCAGGCCAAGAACUCCUUUGCACAAGGAGCUUAGAGUAUAUUUGGAGGAGGAACAAAGAGCAUCAGAAGCUGGUUUAUCUGCAAAUGAAGAAAAAAAUCAAGAGGAAAAGAAUCAGGAACUGAAAAUACCAACUCAUUACAUCGCAGAAGAGAACCUUGAGGAGCAUAAGGGAUCAAGUGUUGCCUUGAAGGAGGAAAGCCCAAUUGAGCGAAAACUUCAAAAGCUAAAUAUCAAGGUAGGUAAGGAAAGUUGUGAGAGUUCAUUUCCAGUUUUUCAAGGAACAGAAAUUGAGGAAGAUGAACAUAUCAGGCAGGAACGUGGCAAAGGGAAUGUGGAGAAGUGGCUUCAAAUUCUUUUAGAAAAUAGUCAAGACAUGGAUCCAUUAGAAGAAACUCAUGGAAAUGAAACUAGUGGGACUGAGGAAAUAAUCAGACAAAUAAACCAGAAGUACCCACAACAAGAGCCAAAAACCCCAACAGCUUCAAGAAAUGAAAAUAAAGAGAAGCAGGUGCCAGUUCCUCAAGACAAGAAUGAUUGGACAGAGAAAGAUGGUACAAAUUUUAUUCACACAGAAAAUAAAAUUUACACAGGAGAAGAAGUUUGCAUAAGUGAAGAAAAUGGCAAUAAAAGUUUUGACGGUAUGGAACGAACGGAAUGCAAUAGAAAGGAAAAAAAGCUUGCCAGGUCAGAGAGUGCCAGAGCCUUGAGGCGAAUCCCAUCUUCUCCAUCCUUGCUUCUUGGGAUUAGAAAGGGCAAUGAUGAGAAUCACUCUUCAGCAAACAGCUUUAUCAGGUCUUCCUUCAAGACAAUCAAGAAAGCAGUGAAAAUUUGA
Neltuma alba is the source of this 2274-nucleotide messenger RNA. RefSeq lists its product as uncharacterized. The transcript has 7 exons. The coding region runs from base 1 to 2274 and encodes 757 amino acids. The record is from RefSeq and is a predicted model, not a curated record. Lineage: Eukaryota; Viridiplantae; Streptophyta; Magnoliopsida; Fabales; Fabaceae.